AUGAGUCAACUCCUCACCGCUCGGCAGGCGGAAGAACUGCACAAAUCUAUGGUCGCCUACCUCAUUUCUGUGGGCAUGAACGACAGUGCUGUAGCCCUGCGACGAGAAUCCAGCCUACCAGAGUCAUUUGACGAUGCUACUGCAAAAAAGUACGAGACUCUACUCGAGAAGAAAUGGACUUCAGUGGUGCGUCUGCAGAAAAAGAUCAUGGACCUAGAGGCAAGGAAUGCCGCUCUCCAGCAAGAGAUUGAUACCGCGACUCCUCUUUCAUCCAACCGCAAGGUCGACCCAAUGACCUGGUUGCCUCGGAGUCCUGCGAGACACAUCCUGCAAGGACAUCGAUUACCGGUCACUUCCGUUGCGUUCCACCCUGUCUUCUCGUCGCUGGCUUCUGCCUCGGAAGACUCGACAAUCAAGAUCUGGGACUGGGAAUUAGGAGAGCUGGAGCGGACGCUUAAAGGCCACACUAAAGCAGUCUUAGAUGUUGACUUUGGCGGUCCUAGAGGGGGAACACUGCUUGCAAGUUGUAGCAGCGACCUAACAAUCAGACUUUGGGACCCCAGUGAUGAGUAUAAGAACAUUCGGACCUUACCUGGACAUGAUCAUUCGAUCUCCUGUAUCCGCUUUAUCCCUUCGGGCGCCGCGGGCGCACCUCUCUCUGGUAACACCUUGGUGUCUGCGUCGAGAGACAAGACUCUCCGAAUAUGGGACGUAACGACCGGUUACUGCUUAAGGACGUUAAAAGGACACACGGACUGGGUCAGGGCAGUGACGCCUUCGAUCGAUGGCAGGUUUUUACUUAGUGCAGGCAAUGACCAAAUACCACGACUUUGGGAUGCGAGCUCGGGCGAGGUGAAGAUCACCUUUCUUGGGCAUGAGCACGUGGUAGAGUGCGUGGCAUUUGCUCCGAGUACCUCGUAUGUGCAUCUGAGUGGCAUCGCUGGCUACAAAAAGCCUCCUCCUGUGAGCAGCAGUGGAGAAUUUCUGGCAACUGGAGGCCGAGACAAGAUCAUAAAAAUCUGGGACAACAGGGGUACAUGCCACAAGACUCUUGUAGGCCAUGACAACUGGGUGCGAGGACUUGUCUUUCAUCCUGGUGGACGGUACUUGAUUUCAAUCUCGGAUGACAAGACCAUUCGUUGUUGGGAUCUGUCACAGGAGUGUAAAUGCGUGAAGGUGGUGGACGAGGCACAUCAACACUUCAUCAGCAGCAUCAGAUGGGCUCCAGAUGUUCCAGGACAGCCUGUGACGAACGGAGACAGCAACGGCGCGUUGACGAUCACAAAGAAGGAGGAUGGUGUCGGAGGAGGAAAAAUCCGUUGUGUUAUUGCAACCGCCAGCGUAGACUUGAAUGUUCGUGUCUUUGCUGGCUAG
This is a messenger RNA of Exophiala spinifera, 1374 nucleotides long. RefSeq names its product nuclear distribution protein PAC1. Gene Ontology annotation, biological process: microtubule organizing center organization; establishment of mitotic spindle orientation; vesicle transport along microtubule. The transcript is spliced from 2 exons. Bases 1 to 1374 code for a protein of 457 amino acids. Gene Ontology annotation, cellular component: kinetochore; cytoplasmic microtubule; nuclear envelope. Lineage: Eukaryota; Fungi; Ascomycota; Eurotiomycetes; Chaetothyriales; Herpotrichiellaceae. The record is from RefSeq and is a predicted model, not a curated record. Gene Ontology annotation, molecular function: microtubule plus-end binding; dynein complex binding.